AUCCACCUUGUUGUUGUAUGAUUUUUUUGUCCCUGCUCCUUCAGUUUUCCUUCAUUUUGGGUUCUAACUUGCUGAUUCAAUCGAUACCCUUUUGUGAAUUCUUCUCAAUUUGAGUUGUUUUUGCUCAGAUCCCGUCAUGCUGAGCCUGUGCUUGGUGCUUGCGUGAUGUUGUGGUUGUGGGUCAGUUCAAUGAUUUGGGUCAUGGGACUUGCAUUUUUUUUUUGUUCAAGUCCUCGAGAUUCAAAUCAAGUGUUCAUUUUUAAGCUUCGUUUUGGGGUUUGUAUUGUCUGUUAUUUGGAUGUGGGGAUUCAGAGGAGGGCUUUUAGGAAUGAGGACUUGUAGAUUUGUGAAUGAAGAGUUGGGGUGUGGUUUAAGUGAAAGUGUGUGAAUGAGGAUUUGGGAAUGAUAGCAUCUUGCUACUUGUGGAGUAAUAGGUGUUGUAGAUGUAGUUUUGAAUGUAGUGGAAGAAAAAAAGAUAGUGGUUAGAUUUAUUUUUGAAUAGAUAUAUGAAUGAAUAAUUUUGAUCUGCUUGAGUUUGGGAUUUUUUUUAUUGCUUGAAUUAUGAGUCAUCUACAAGAUUGGUCAUCAAUCAUCAAACUAAUUUUUGGUUCAUCAAUCUCUGAGUCUGACCCUUUUUAGAAGCCUUUGAGAAUUAUUAACCUUUUGUUUGUCACUUUUCAUCCAACCUCCUUCCCACACUCUCUCUCCCUGUCUUCCUUUUUACUGUUCCAUCCGAUUUGAAUGCAACCUAUAUAUGUAUGCAUUGGAGGUUUUCUAUUGUUUUAAGAUAGAAAGUAUCUGAAUUCUCCUUCUGGAUGAGCUAUUGAAGAGGAAAAAUCUGCUGAAAAUUCUUGUAAUUGUGAGAAAAUAGCAUGACAUAAUCUGAGUCCAUGAAUUAUGAUCCUGUAUUGAUGGUCUUCUAAAUCGAGGCAGUAGAAAGUGGGGAUUGGUUUUGGAAAAGACUGUCUUUACUUUUCUGAAUUUCCAAAUAUUUUACUUGUCCAGACAUGAGGGCCCCAAAUGUGCCCUUUGACAUAAUCAAAUAUGUGAUUCUGUAAGGGUCCUAAGGGAAAAGCAUUCUGAGGUUGAUAAUCAUCAUAUUUGAUGCUUCAUUGUUUUUCUAUGGUGUCAGAGACAUACUGAGAAGAUCAAAUAUUUCUUACUCACGCAGUGCAUUCUUUUGAGAAGGAAGUGCGAAAGUUGUUUGUUGUUGCUAAAACAAUAGAAACUAAAAACACACACAAACCCAUCCUCGUGCUAUUAGUAGAGUUGGUAAUCUUAUUUUCAUUGUUAAUGCUCUUAAGGUUAUAUCUUAGGGUUUAAAUGUGAUUGCUUUCAAUGAAGGACAGAUAUGUAUUAAACAAUUACAAAGGUGAAACAAUGUGAUGUUUUUUGCAAUUAGCACAGUAGUAUGCUUGCAAGAUUAUAGUGUCUGAGUUUUGUUGCUCAGUCUGUUUUCACUUUUGGAUUAGAUGAACCUAAUUGACAGUUUUCUCACAGGAAAGGGAUGAAUUUGGGUGUGAGGAAAUUUCAUUAUGUGAUGCUUCUUUAGUGUCUGAGAUUCUAUUUAGCUCAAAUCUGUCAAGAUAGAUGAUUCAAAAUUGUGUUAACUAUGAUAUUCUUUCUUCCCAUACUUUUACAUGCUACAUCCCACUCUCUAGGCACCACAGAUUCAGUCUAAUGUUGCAAGAGUCACAAUGAGUCUGGCAUGUCUUGUGUGCCAUAGUGUGGAUAGUCCCUCACCAUCACACUCUUUCAGGAGUUACUCUGUCUCAAGUUCUGAAAAUGAAGGAAGAUGUCAUGCUGUUGCAACCUGCUUAACCAGGAAAUUAUCUCUUCCACCCUCUACAUUGCACUCUUUUCUUCCACCGUCAUCAUCGUCCAAAGUGACUCCACAACCUACUAGUUCAAGUAACAACACGCCGCGGCUUGUUCGAAGCCGAGCCGUGACAAGGGACCGAGUAAGAAAUUGGAAUUUUGAUGAAAUUGCAAUGGAGUCCUAGUCAAAAGUAUAAGAUAGAAUAAGACUAGGGAAUUUUCACUCGUGGGAUAGUUCAUAGCAUGGUGUUGCUAUAUUUGCCCCUUUGAAUUUUGUUAUGGGUGCAAUUGAUCUCUUUCUCUAGUUUUCUUGUAAAAGAGUCCGAACAUUUGUAGCCACAAAAAAAUUCUACGGUGUGAUUCUACGUUAUUUGGCAUUUUCCUUUUGGUCUAAAAGGUAUGCUUAUGUCAAGUAUCAAGGUUGACUACAAAUGAAUUCUCCAACACAUUUUUGCA
Messenger RNA from Cajanus cajan (pigeon pea), 2274 nucleotides. Lineage: Eukaryota; Viridiplantae; Streptophyta; Magnoliopsida; Fabales; Fabaceae. The record is from RefSeq and is a predicted model, not a curated record.